Eubalaena glacialis (North Atlantic right whale) is the source of this 1885-nucleotide messenger RNA. RefSeq names its product coronin 1B (gene CORO1B). Gene Ontology annotation, molecular function: actin filament binding. Gene Ontology annotation, biological process: actin filament organization; cell migration. Lineage: Eukaryota; Metazoa; Chordata; Mammalia; Artiodactyla; Balaenidae. The record is from RefSeq and is a predicted model, not a curated record. The coding region runs from base 69 to 1535 and encodes 488 amino acids. The transcript is spliced from 11 exons.
CCUGCUUCCCAGAGACUGGGAUACGGAGCCACCCGAGGACAGUGCUGCAGCCUCCCGGCGUCCCUGUCAUGUUCCGCAAAGUGGUUCGGCAGAGCAAAUUCCGACAUGUGUUCGGGCAGCCUGUCAAGAAUGACCAGUGCUAUGAGGACAUUCGAGUGUCCCGUGUCACCUGGGACAGCACCUUCUGCGCCGUCAACCCCAAGUUCCUGGCAGUGAUUGUGGAGGCCAGCGGUGGAGGCGCCUUCCUGGUGCUCCCCCUAAGCAAGACCGGCCGCAUUGACAAGGCCUACCCGACAGUGUGCGGACACACAGGACCUGUCCUGGACAUUGACUGGUGUCCCCACAAUGACGAAGUCAUCGCCAGCGGCUCGGAGGACUGCACGGUCAUGGUGUGGCAGAUCCCGGAGAACGGGCUGGUCUCCCCGCUGACAGAGCCAGUGGUGGUGCUAGAGGGGCACACCAAGCGAGUGGGCAUCAUCACCUGGCACCCGACGGCCCGCAACGUGCUGCUCAGCGCAGGCUGCGACAACGUGGUGCUCAUCUGGAACGUGGGCACGGCGGAGGAGCUGUACCGCCUGGACAGCCUGCACCCCGACCUCAUCUACAACGUCAGCUGGAACCGCAGCGGCAGUCUCUUCUGCACCGCGUGCAAGGACAAGAGCGUGCGCAUCAUUGACCCCCGCCGGGGAACCCUGGUGGCGGAGCGGGAGAAGGCUCACGAGGGGGCCCGGCCCAUGCGGGCCAUCUUCCUGGCAGACGGCAAGGUGUUCACCACGGGCUUCAGCCGCAUGAGCGAGCGGCAGCUGGCGCUCUGGGACCCAGAAAACUUCAGGGAGCCCAUGGCCCUGCAGGAGUUGGACUCUAGCAACGGGGCUCUGUUGCCCUUCUACGACCCUGACACCAACGUGGUCUACGUCUGCGGCAAGGGUGACUCCAGCAUCCGGUACUUUGAGAUCACAGACGAGCCCCCCUACAUCCACUUCCUGAACACGUUCAUCAGCAAAGAGCCCCAGAGGGGCAUGGGCAGCAUGCCCAAGAGGGGCUUGGAGGUCAGCAAGUGCGAGAUUGCCCGGUUCUACAAACUGCAUGAGCGCAAGUGUGAGCCCAUUGUCAUGACUGUGCCACGAAAGUCGGACCUCUUCCAGGAUGAUCUGUACCCCGACACAGCUGGGCCUGAGGCGGCCCUGGAGGCAGAGGAGUGGGUGAGCGGGCGGGAUGCCAACCCCAUCCUCAUCUCCCUGCGGGAAGCCUACGUGCCCAGCAAACAGCGGGACCUGAAGGUCAACCGGCGCAACGUGUUAUCAGACAGCCGGCCCGCCGUGGCCCCUGGCUCCCCCCGCCCGGGGGCCUCCACGCCUGCUGCCUUCACCAGUAUUGCCGCCCCUGGCGGCAGUCUUGCCGGAGCCAGGGAGGCUGGGAAGCUGGAGGAGGUGAUGCAGGAGCUGCGAGCACUGAGAGCGCUGGUCAAGGAGCAGGGGGAACGCAUCUGCCGCCUGGAGGAGCAGCUCGGCCGCAUGGAAAAUGGAGACGCCUAGACCUCAGGCCCAGUGGAUGCCACUCCCCAUUCACCUCCUCCUCCCACCCCUUUCUCACUCAGCCUCCGCUGGCAGGUCACACUGACUCCGGCUGGCUGCCCCUGCCCCCGCUGACGGUUUCUGGGGCAGGUUCAGGGACCAGUCCACACCCUGACCCAUCCUGUGGGCCUAGGCUGGAGCCACUGCCUGGCUUUGGUCAUUAUUACUGGGGAGGAUUUUUGUACCCAGGAGAGCUCCUACUCUGAGGGACCAUCUCCCUCACCCCCACCCAGCCCCCCUGCUCCCUCCCCUGAGGAAGCAGGAGGGAUGGGCUCUAUAUUUUCAUUCCAAAUAAAAUUCUCUUUCUAAAA